AUGAAAAAAAAUAUCACUAGCAAUGAAAUGAGACUGAAAAGUGCUGUUUAAUUCAAAUUUCAGGAAUUCGUUAACUCAAAACCAGCUCCUAGCGUAACUACUAGAUUGCAAACUGGCACGACAACAUCCAGGAAUAUUGAAGAUUUUGCCAAACCAUUAUUUUCAGAACCCAAAUUUCUAGGAGUUUUGAGAAGAGUUAGUUCGUAAGUCAGUCUUGAUAAACCUGUAGAGGAUGUAUAUUAAUCUUAGAACCAGUCUCUUAAGGCUGUUAGUUCGGAAAGAACGGCCUCAUAAAAAAUUAUAGUAACGUCUGAAAAUAUGCAAACCUAAGAAAUCAAAAGGCGGAUGAAAUUUGAUCCUUCGAUUAGAUAGCAAGUCAGCAUUUUGAAGAUUAAGAUUUUGAAAAAUGUUCCUUUAAAAAAAUUCCUUCUGUAUUUAGUAGGUAAAGAAAAGAUUUUAUUUGAACUCUUAAGAUUAAAACAAAUGCCAUAAGCUAUUGAUAUAAUGUAGAGUAUUAUAGAGAUGGCAAUUGGAACAAAAAGUGUUGUUAUUUUUAUUGAGAUUCUACUGUUCAUUGCAGAGACACUUGAAAAUUCAAAUCAAAUUGAUUUGGCAAUUCACUUUUACAAUCAAGUAAGAAUUGGAAGCACAUAUGGAAAACAAACCCUUGAUAUAUAUAAGAUGAGAUCUCUGGUUGGGUUAGCAAGUUGUUGCAUGGAAUUUCAAUGUUAUGAGAGUGGAGUUAAGUUUUUAAAGAAGUGUUUAUAAUAUGCCUGGAUAAAUAAUAAUUAAGAAUAUGAGAAUAUUGUUUACUAGAAGUUAGGAAUGCUCUAUUUCUAUUUAGGUAACAUCGAAAAAGCUACUUUCUAUCAUGAAAGAUCUAUAAACUAUGAUUAUGAAUUGGAAACAUCUCCAUUGAGAUAAUUAAGUUGCGAUACUCUUAAAAAUUAUCUGAAUAAGAAUUUUCCAAAAAACAGUGCAGAGAAUAUGAAUAAUCUCUUUCUAAGUAAACUCAGUCUCAAAUUCCAUGUUGACAUUGCUUAAUUAUCAGAAGAACUUAUAAAAGGAUCUGAAUUGACUCCUUCACCAAGGAUAUUUCUAUCUUCCCAAGAUUGUUCAAGAAGAAUGUCUAUAUCAACUGAGUCUAGAGAAUUAGCAAAUUUGAAAAUAAAUGGAUAAAAACUAAUUACUUAAAUUUUAACCUAAUAAGAAUUUGAUUUCGAAGUUUAUACGCCUAAGCAUUCAUUCAGAAAUGAAAGUUCCUGUUUUAAUUUCCUAAAAAACAAAAAAGUACAUCCUUAAGAUGUGUUUCAUGAUUUAAAAUACAACAAUAAUCCAUUUUUAUUGAAUGGCAUUGGUGUUGAACCAAAUAAAAAUUAACUCAAUUUUGCGGAAUAUUUAAGCAAAUAUAAGUUGUCACUUCAAAAAAAAGUAGAUCUUAGAUUAUAAUAAAAAUUUGAUAUCAACAUCGAUCAAAAAUUGUAAUAUGCUGUAAAUAGCAAUUAUAAGGCUUUUGAAAGGAAAAAUAAAAUAUUGUUAACUCACAAAAACUCAGAAAACACAAGAAAAAAUAAAUUGCUAGAUGAAACUAAAAAAUUUAAUAGCAUUACUACAUUAUACCAGUAAUUAAUUAACAAAUUGCUUAGUGUGUAAUGA
Molecule: messenger RNA, 1656 nt
Organism: Paramecium tetraurelia
Lineage: Eukaryota; Ciliophora; Oligohymenophorea; Peniculida; Parameciidae
Exons: 5
Molecular function (GO): protein binding
Source: RefSeq, a predicted model, not a curated record